UUGGGAGGAAAGUAUUCUUAUAACGCUACCUGGAUUAUUGUAUACUGUACCUGCCUACUUUUGAUUAUUACCUGCUUUUCCUGUCAUUGUGGAUUAUACUACCUCUCCGCUACAGUCACCAUGAUACCCGAUAGUCGUAUUUCUUAUCUAUUGCAAAACUUUUGUCAUUUUUCUAAGUAUGGCAAACAAUUUAUUGUGACCGAUUUCAUUUAACUCACAGUAUAUAUUUUUUUCAGGUGUAUUUCCCAGGAGCGGCAUUUCUGAAAGAGGUGACCAGAACAGAAAUCCAUGCAGCAAGGCUAUGCAGAAAUCUUUGAAUAACCGAACCAAGCAGUCAAGCAUUUUCUCAGAUUCCAAUAUGUUCUCAAAUGAGAUCGUAAACAUAAACCGCAAACCAUUCUCAUGUUCUGAAUGUGGGAAAUGUUAUAGCUGGAAGUCAGCUCUUACACAACAUCAGAGAAUACACACAGGAGAGAAGCCCUUCUCGUGUUCUGAAUGUGGAAAAUGGUUUAAUAAAUAUUUAACUCUAAUGACACAUCAGAGAACGCACACAGGAGAGAAACCUUUCUUAUGCAAUGAAUGUGGUAAAGAUUUUGUUUGUAAACAAAGUCUAAAGGUACAUCAGAGAAUACACACCGGAGAGAAACCUUUCUCAUGUUCUGAAUGCGGAAAAUGUUUUAGGAAAAGUUCAAAUCUUGUUAUACAUCAGAGAGUACACACAGGAGAGAAACCUUUCUUAUGCAAUGAAUGUGGGAAAGAUUUUGUCUCUAAACAAAGUCUUAUGGUACAUCAAAGAAUACACACAGGAGAGAAACCGUUCCCAUGUUCUGAAUGUGAAAAAUUUUUUCGCUAUAACUCAACUCUUACUGCACAUCAAAGAACUCACACAGGAGAGAAACCGUUCUCAUGUUCUGAAUGUGGAAAAUGUUUUAGUAAAUAUUUAACUCUAAUGACACAUCAGAGAACGCACACAGGAGAGAAACCUUUCUUAUGCAAUGAAUGUGGUAAAGAUUUUGUCUGUAAACAAAGUCUAAUGGUACAUCAGAGAAUACACACCGGAGAGAAACCUUUCUCAUGUUCUGAAUGCGGAAAAUGUUUUAGGAAAAGUUCAAAUCUUGUUAUACAUCAGAGAGUACACACAGGAGAGAAACCUUUCUUAUGCAAUGAAUGUGGGAAAGAUUGUGCCUGUAAAGAAAAUCUUAUGAUACAUCAGAGAAUACACACAGGAGAGAAACCAUUCUCAUGUUCUGAAUGUGGAAAAUGUUAUAGCUUUAAGUCAGCUCUUAAACAACAUCAGAGAAUACACACAGGAGAGAAACCUUUCUUAUGCAAUGAAUGUGGGAAAGAUUUUGUUGGAAAACAAAGUCUUAUGAUACAUCAGAGAAUACACACAGGAGAGAAACCGUUCUCCUGUUCUGAAUGUGGAAAAUGUUUUAGCCGUAACUCAAUUCUUACUGCACAUCAAAGAACACACACAGGAGAGAAACCGUUCUCAUGUUCUGAAUGUGGAAAAUGUUUUAGGAAAAGUUCAAGUCUUGUUACACAUCAGAGAGUACACACAGGAGAGAAACCUUUCUUAUGCAAUGAAUGUGGGAAAGAUUUUGUCUGUAAACAAAGUCUUAUGAUACAUCAAAGAAUACACACAGGAGAGAAACCGUUCUCAUGUUCUGAAUGUGGAAAAUGUUUUUGCUAUAACUCAACUCUUACUGCACAUCAAAGAACUCACACAGGAGAGAAACUGUUCUCAUGUUCUGAAUGUGGAAAAUGUUUUCGCUAUAACUCAACUCUUACUGCACAUCAAAGAACUCACACAGGAGAGAAACUGUUCUCAUGUUCUGAAUGUGGAAAAUGUUUUCGCUAUAACUCAACUCUUACUGCACAUCAAAGAACUCACACAGGAGAGAAACCGUUCUUAUGUUCUGAAUGUGGAAAAUGUUUUAGUAAUUAUUUAACUCUAAUGACACAUCAGAGAACGCACACAGGAGAGAAACCAUUCUCAUGCUCUGAAUGUGGAAAAUGCUUUGUUGAUAAAGCACGACUUAUUUGUCAUCAGAGAUCUCACACAGGAGAGAAACCGUUCUCAUGUUCUGAAUGUGGAAAAUGUUAUAGCUGUAAGUCAGCUCUUAAACAACAUCAGAGAAUACACACAGGAGAGAAGCCCUUCUCCUGUUCAGAAUGUGGAAAAUGUUUUCGCUAUAACUCAACUCUUACUGCACAUCAAAGAACUCACACAGGAGAGAAACCGUUCUCAUGUUCUGAAUGUGGAAAAUGUUAUAGCUGUAAGUCAGCUCUUAAACAACAUCAGAGAAUACACACAGGAGAGAAGCCCUUCUCCUGUUCUGAAUGUGGAAAAUGUUUUCGCUAUAACUCAACUCUUACUGCACAUCAAAGAACUCACACAGGAGAGAAACCGUUCUCAUGUUCUGAAUGUGGAAAAUGUUUUAGUAAUUAUUUAACUCUAAUGACACAUCAGAGAACGCACACAGGAGAGAAACCAUUCUCAUGCUCUGAAUGUGGAAAAUGCUUUGUUGAUAAAGCACGACUUAUUUGUCAUCAGAAAUCUCACACAGGAGAGAAACCGUUCUCAUGUUCUGAAUGUGGAAAAUGUUUUAGUAAGUAUUUAACUCUAAUGACCCAUCAGAGAACUCACACAGGAGAGAAACCUUUCUUAUGCAAUGAAUGUGGAAAAUGUUAUAGGUGUUACUCAAGUUUUGUUAAACAUCGGAGAACUCACAGGAGAGAAACCGUUCUCAUGUUCUGAAUGUGGAAAAAAAGCUGGUCUGUCAUCAGAGAACUCACACAGGAGAAACACCUUUCUCAUGUACAUAUUGUUGAAAAGGUUUUGUCACUAAAGCAGAGCUCUUCAGUCAUCAGAGAACUCACAGGAGAGAAACCAUUCACGUGUUCUAAAUGUUGAAAAUGCUUUCGCUGUCACUAAGCUCUUAUUACACAACAGAGAACUCACACUGGAGAGAAACCGUUCUCAUGUUCUGAAUGUGGAAAAUGUUUUACUCAACAUUCACAUCUUAUUAUACAUCAGAGAAUUCACACAGGUGAUGAGUCUCUAAAAAUUUAUAAUGCAUCUAUGCAUUAACAUAGGAAUAAAAUAUCUUGUGUGAAUUCGUCUCAUGCUGACACAAUAAAUCGUAACUGUCAUAGUAGCAGUCAAUGUACAUAUGAUGCUAUCAUCCGGGGUGCCUAACCUGCAUUGCUAACUCUAAAGGCUAGUUCCCCCAAUCCCCAUAUUAAUACAGACUUCAAGCAAAGGUUAUGUUUACUUCUAAUUCUCUAGGGUUUUUCUUAAGGCAUACAAUGCAGCUGAGACUAUAACUAAUAAAUAUACCAAUUUUGUCACGUUAUCAAAUCAGACAUUCAUAGAGUCAAAUAAAGAGCCUCCUGAAAAAUAUUUAAUGAGCUUUAAAAUAUCUGUGUUGCAGGAUUUGUUUCUUUGUAAUAUUAUCAUUCUUGUAUUAGUUGCAAAUUACAUAAUUUCAGACUUAUUUCAUACACAGGAACUGAGAGGCCCUACCUACACAUUAAUUAUAGGACUUAUGUCAAUUGUAUAUCAAUGGUCAACACAUAUGGGUUUUUUUUUCAGAUAGAUUGAUGAAGACCUGUUGUUAUAACCUUCAACCCUGCAUUCCAGGCCAGACUCCCAUGUGUAUUAAGAAGGGACUCUUUCUGAAUGUAUUCAUUUAAACAUAUAUAGUAAAGUCCUAUAACCAUUUUUAUAAUGUAUUAUAAAUAGAUUGGGCAGAAUGGGGAUUAAGUCACAACCCUUUUUACACUUAUUUUAAAGAAUCAAAUAGCCUUAUACUUAUGUGUACUUAUCCUAAUUAAUUGAAUUCGUAGACAUAUAAAAGCUUUUGCAGAUAAACAUUCACCACCAAUACUUAGCAUCAAAAAUGUAUAUUAACUUGAAGUGCAUACAUAUUGCUGUAUUGGUCCAGAUGUGUGCCAAUAUUUUUUUUAUUUUCGGAUGGCGUGUAUUGUUUGAAUAAAUAUAAAUUCUUUUGUACUUUUA
Molecule: messenger RNA, 4024 nt
Organism: Pelobates cultripes (western spadefoot toad)
Lineage: Eukaryota; Metazoa; Chordata; Amphibia; Anura; Pelobatidae
Source: the annotation of a GenBank genome assembly